AUGACGCCGUCGAGGCGCAUGCCGGCGAUGAUCGGCCGGAAUGGCAUGGCGUUUGGGUCCUCGUCGGCGCUGUCUUUGAGCCAGGUGACUAUUCCAGCUGACCUCUUAGACAGCCAUCACCUGCAGCAAGCGUUCCAACAGCAACUCUUUGAUCAGAUCCCAGCCGCCGCAGUGGAUAGCAGCGACAACAUCAUCCAUGGUCGCUCAGACACGCUGGUAGCAGAUGAAUUUGAGAGCAAGUCCUGCAGCGAGAAUCCCGAUGGCACCUCUGGCGAUGAUGGCCAGGAAGACCCCAACCAGCGGCCAAACAAGAAGAAGCGGUAUCACCGCCACACCCAGCACCAGAUCCAAGAGAUGGAGGCGUUCUUCAAGGAGUGCCCGCACCCGGAUGACAAGCAGAGAAAGGAGCUCAGCCAGGAGCUCGGCCUCGAGCCGCUGCAGGUCAAGUUUUGGUUCCAGAACAAGCGCACACAGAUGAAGAACCAGCACGAGCGGCAGGAGAACGCGCAGCUGCGUGCAGAGAAUGACAAGCUGAGAGCUGAGAAUAUGCGGUACAAGGAGGCGCUCGGCACAGCCUCCUGCCCCAGCUGUGGUGGCCCUGCCGCCCUCGGUGAGAUGUCCUUUGACGAGCACCACCUCCGUCUUGAGAAUGCUCGCCUCCGUGACGAGAUUGACCGGAUCUCGGGCAUCGCUGCCAAGCACGUCGGCAAGCCCAUGGUCUCCUUCCCGGUGCUCUCCAGCCCGCUUGCUGCCGCUGCCGCCCGAUCCCCACUUGACCUUGCUGGUGCCUACGGCGUCCAGCCUGCUGGCCUCGGCGCUGACCACCUAUUCGGUGUUGGAGCUGGUGCCGGCGAUCUGCUGAGAAGCGUGUCAACCGGCCAGCUCGACGCUGACAAGCCCAUGAUCGUAGAGCUGGCCGUUGCUGCCAUGGACGAGCUCCUCCGAAUGGCUCGGCUUGAUGCGCCGCUGUGGUGUGGGGGCGUGGCAGGGGUGCAGCUGGACGAGGAGGAGUAUGGUCGGAUGUUCCCGGGUGGGCUCGGGCCGAGGCAGUACGGGCUCCGUCCGGAGGCAUCUCGAGACAAUGCCGUCGUGAUCAUGACACGCGACAGCCUUGUUGAGAUACUCAUGGACGCGAACCGGUUUGCUGCAGUGUUCUCAAGCAUUGUGUCGAGGGCUUCUACACACGAGGUGUUGUCAACUGGUGUGGCAGGGAGCUAUAAUGGUGCAUUACAAGUGAUGUCAAUGGAGUUCCAGGUGCCGUCACCGCUGGUGCCGACGCGGGAGAGCUACUUUGUGAGGUACUGCAAGAACAAUCCUGAUGGAACGUGGGCUGUUGUCGAUGUGUCACUCGACAGCCUCCGCCCUAGCCCUGUUAUGAAGUGCCGGCGCAGACCAUCAGGAUGCCUUAUCCAAGAAAUGCCCAAUGGCUACUCAAAGGUGACCUGGGUGGAGCACGUUGAGGUUGAUGACAGAUCAGUGCACAAUCUCUACAGGCCUUUGGUCAAUUCAGGCCUCGCAUUUGGUGCAAAAAGGUGGGUUGGCACACUGGACCGACAGUGCGAGCGCCUUGCCAGUGCCAUGGCCAGUAACAUCCCCAACGGCGACCUCGGUGUGAUCACAAGCAUAGAGGGGAGGAAAAGCAUGCUGAAGCUAGCAGAGAGGAUGGUGGCGAGCUUCUGUGGUGGCGUGACAGCAUCUGCCGCGCAUCAGUGGACAACAUUGUCAGGGAGUGGUGCGGAGGACGUCCGCGUUAUGACCAGGAAGAGCGUGGACGACCCAGGCAGGCCGCCAGGCAUCGUCCUCAAUGCCGCCACCUCCUUCUGGCUACCCGUCCCACCCAAGAGGGUCUUUGACUUCCUCCGCGAUGAGACCUCACGCAGCGAGUGGGACAUCCUAUCCAACGGUGGUGCUGUUCAAGAAAUGGCUCAUAUUGCCAACGGCCGGGACCAUGGCAACUGUGUCUCCCUUCUUCGUGUCAAUAGUGCAAACUCGAACCAGAGCAACAUGCUGAUCCUCCAGGAGAGCUGCACCGACACAUCGGGCUCGUAUGUGGUGUACGCGCCGGUGGACGUGGUGGCAAUGAACGUGGUGCUCAACGGCGGGGACCCAGACUACGUGGCCCUGCUGCCAUCGGGCUUUGCUAUCCUCCCCGACGGACCACCGGGCAUGGCUCCCCAUGGAGAGGGCGCUGUCUUGGAGGCUGGCGGCGGUUCCCUCUUGACGGUAGCGUUCCAGAUCCUGGUGGACUCCGUGCCCACUGCGAAGCUCUCCCUGGGCUCUGUAGCGACUGUGAACAGCCUCAUCGCCUGCACCGUGGAGCGCAUCAAGGCUGCCGUCUGCGCAGAAGGCAACCCACAGUAG
Messenger RNA from Miscanthus lutarioriparius, 2361 nucleotides. The record is from the annotation of a GenBank genome assembly. Lineage: Eukaryota; Viridiplantae; Streptophyta; Magnoliopsida; Poales; Poaceae.